Molecule: messenger RNA, 780 nt
Organism: Aspergillus calidoustus
Lineage: Eukaryota; Fungi; Ascomycota; Eurotiomycetes; Eurotiales; Aspergillaceae
Source: the annotation of a GenBank genome assembly
AUGAUCCCGCCUCAAAAAACCUCGCCCCUCCUACGUUUACCCCCAGAGCUCCGGCUCCAAAUAUAUUCCUACAUUCUCGACAUUCAGACACCCUAUACAUCCCUGCUAACAACCCACAGCAACCACCAUCACCACAACCGUCCCCUGAUAAUCAUCAACGACACCGGUAACAAAUUCACCACGCGACCUCUCUAUCGCUCUCUUCACAUCUCUCCAGCUUGGGUCGGGCUGGCCGAAACAUACAGCUCCAAAACGGAAAGCAAAAAGGCACGAGCAGGACUACAAGGGCCUCUCUCCCUCCUCGCCGUUAACCACCAAAUUCACGACGAAGUUGAAGACUACCUCUAUAGCACACACACGCUCUUCUUCCUCAACUCGUUCGACCUCGACUCCUUGGGCCCCUUCCUCGAUACACUGAGCACUACAGCACGGGCAAGAAUCCGGUAUAUCGGCUUUGAGGUAUAUCUCUUCGUGCACAACGGCGCAAACGCCUCUGGCUCAAAUACGCCGAAGCGAACUUUCCGGCAGUACGAGCGUGCGGCGAGGGUCCUCGAACAGAAACUGCCGAGCCUAACGGGAGUUGUCUUUUAUUUCGAUCCGUGGUUUGCGGCGUGCGUUGGGGGUGCGGAUGGGGAUGGGGCAGCCGGGUUCGGGCCUUGGUGUAAUGAGAAGGAGGUGCUAGGGAGGGGUGUUGGGUUCUUGGGGAGGGUAUUUGGGACUAGUGAAAAGGGGAUGAGGAGGAUGGAGAUGGAUUUCUUGCCCGAGGGGAUUGUUGCUUGA